This is a messenger RNA of Physcomitrium patens, 4119 nucleotides long. RefSeq names its product ABC transporter B family member 25. The record is from RefSeq and is a predicted model, not a curated record. Gene Ontology annotation, biological process: oligopeptide export from mitochondrion. Gene Ontology annotation, molecular function: ABC-type oligopeptide transporter activity; ATP binding; ATP hydrolysis activity. Gene Ontology annotation, cellular component: mitochondrial inner membrane. NCBI's taxonomy places the organism in Eukaryota, Viridiplantae, Streptophyta, Bryopsida, Funariales, Funariaceae.
UUCCACCGAGGUCCCAUUCAAGUUUGGUGGUGUGUUAGUUGUGUCCUCGCCGCAAAAGUCAUGCGGCGCUGCUCGCAGGCCAACUUCAAUCCUUGGUCUGUCUCAUUUUUCCGGCUGCUACAGCGGCAUCAGCUCUGCUUCACAGCCCAGGGCUCGGUCCAUGUGUCAGCCUUCUUGCUCCUUCUGUCUGUUUCGCUCUUUAUAGCGGUGAAUUGAAGUGUCUUUCUCAAGGCGGAGGCUGGUUUGUAGCUGCUCUCCGAGCUGCAGAGCUGACGUUAACACGUUGGAAUUCUGGCAACGAGAUUGCUUUCGAGUCGAACUAUAGCACGGCGCUGCACGUCUCGCUGGUUUGGUUCGUCUCGCCGCCUCAAAUUACAACUGAGCUUGAGUUCUCCGGUGUGAUCAUAAUAAAAUAUUCUCCAGUUCUUCCAAAGUGUUUGGAGAAUUUGUAGGCAAAGGGGUUUGAAACAAUGUUGAGGACGAACAACCGCCUUACUGCCUCCGCUUUUUUACUAGCCUUGCUUGCUGAACGGAGAAAAUCAUAGGUCACCUCUUCGAUUUUAACAGCUACUUACUAUCUUGGCCCACGCCCAGCGGCAAAUGCUUUGGAAUUUACCUUAACCAUAGGAUAGGUUGGAGCUACUUCUCCACUGGAUGAAACUGAAGACGAAUUUGGCAACCAGUCACUACCCUUGACAUACUUCUGAAUUCUGCCUCAAAUAAAUUCUAGUCCUCGUGGGGAUUAAAAUCUUUGGUUCAUGCAUGUGAUUAGUGGAGUGCUGCUUCUCAGAUUCGAGGGUGUUAUUGCGGCUGUUGUCGACUCGAUAUAAUUUACAGAGUUCAAGGGAUACGGCAGCAAAUUGUGGAGUUAAAAAGACUGUUACUGGAUGGGGAAGAAGAGUGGGUAUAACCCGGAGACACCUGUGUUUCUUGGUACUACUAAUAUCAACCUUGCCCGAAAGCAACGAGCAUGGCGUCUUGCUCUAUUCGGCAUUGUCUUCUGUAUCGACUUCGCGUCUGCAUUGACCCUGUUCAGCAUUGUGCAUCUUUGGAGGGAGAAGAGUGAGUUUACGAUAUGGGACUCGCUGAGAGAUUUCUACUCGGACACGUCAGACUUGAUUGCUCUUAGCUUCAUACGAAUCCUAUGUCUGUCUGGUUUGGCCUACGUGGGAAGCCUCUUGGCUUGGAGAGAGGCAGUUUCUAAAGAGGAAGCUAAGCUGAAGCCGAAAUCAAAGAAGGAUGAUCAUUCAAAAGGUUUUUUUCAAGCCAAUGGAAAAGUUCGGAAUGGUGAAGCAAAUGGUAGUAUUAAGGAGCCUCUUCUCGUUAAGACGGAGGUGAAGACGGAGGUUAAACCGCUCACUGCAUAUGAAGAGUGGUUUUCUGGAUCAUCUAAGAAAGAUGCUGUACUCUUCGUGACUUUUCUUAUCUGCACAGCUUUUCAGGCAUACGUUGGGGCGAAGUGUGUGUGUUUCUAUUUUGAUGAGAAACAUACGAUGUUCAACGUACGGGCUGAAGUGUUGCAAGGUGUUUUGAUGGGCACUACUGUUGUGUGGAUCAAUGCAGAGAGUUCUCUGUUGACAAGGGUUGUCGACGCUAAUCGUGUCAUGGGGCGUGCUCUUUACUUAAAUUCAAGGCGUAGACUUGACUCACAGGAUCCUCGUAUUGCUGUGGUUACAAACAGUGUGAACCUUGCAAAUGGAGAUGUCACCGAGGAAGGUGCCUUGAGGGGAGAUAAGGGUGCGAAAAAUGAGACGGAUGUUGACCAGAAUAGCUAUUUAAUGCGUGCCAUUCAAUUGGCCAGAGGAGAAGCCUACCUACUGGCCUGUGCUUUCUUUUGUCUUGGACUUUCAUCUGCAUCGAGUUUGAUACUACCCAGCUAUCAGGGCCGUAUCCUAGAUCAUGUAAUUCAGAGGGCUAUAGGGUUAUUCAGAAGGGACGUUCUGCUGCUGAUUGUAUUCAGCUUGUUGACGGGACUGUUUGAGGCUGUUCGAAACCUCUGUUUUGCAGUAGUAGGAAAGCGCGUCUUGAAGACAUUGCAAGACAAACUUUUCAUAGGCAUUAUCAUCCAAGAUAUUGCUUACUUUGAUGGCACUACAUCUGGCGAGCUUACCUCCAGGCUUACGAACGACGUCUCUUCAAUGGCGGAGCCAGUGAAUUGGAUGCUUUCUGCACUUUUGCGCAACUCCAUCUCCCUCAUUGGCGGAUUUACAAUGUGCUUCAUCAUAAGUUGGAAGCUGAGUAUGCUGGCAUUCACCACAAUGGCUCCAAUUAUGCACAUUACAGCUGUUUAUUCAAGGUGGUCAAGGGAACUCAAUCGGAAGCGUUAUGCACUACUUGCUGAGGCAAAUUCUGCCGCUUCUGAGGCUAUUGGAAACAUCCGCACAGUGCGUGCGUUCUCCACCGAAGAUACAGAGCUUGAUCGUUUCAAAUCCAAAACCUGUGCUGCCAUGCAGAAAGGUGUUCGGGAUGCUUUUGCUUAUGCAGGGGCUGUCGCCGUAAAUGAUUGGCUGGAUUUAGGAGCAUCAGUUCUAAUUCUUUGGUACGGAGGAGUUCUGGUAAUGAACGAUCGGCUGUCUGCGGGGAAACUGAUUACAUUUCAACUGUAUUGGAAUCAAAUUCAAGGUGCAUAUCAGAGUAUCAUGUCGGUUCUAAUGUCCUUGACCAGAGCAGCAGGAGCUGCACAGCGCGUGUUAUCGUUGGUCGAUGCUCUUCCAGAUAUAGACCGGAAUGCAGGCACGCACGUUUCCAAGUUGGAUGGAGAGAUAAGGCUCGAAGAAUUGUACUUUUCCUAUCAGAUGCGCCCACAACAUCCUGUCUUGCAGGGUGUUAACCUUACAGUUAGCGAAGGAGACGUUUGUGCAUUGGUUGGACGAAGUGGUGGUGGAAAGUCAACAAUUGUCCAUCUCCUUAUGCGGUUUUAUGAUCCCACGAAGGGGCGCAUUCUUUUGGACGGCUGGGACUUGAGAGAUCUCAAUCUCAAAUCUGUCCACCAGCACAUGGGACUAGUGGCACAAGAGACACAAAUGUUCGCUUGCUCUAUCCUAGAAAACAUCACUUAUGGGUUGUCAAAAUGGCGGCAAGAAGACCUGGAGGAGGCAGCAAGAUAUGCAAAUGCUCAUGACUUCAUUAUGAAGUUCCCCGAAGGUUACGCAACAAGAGUGGGAGAGAGGGGGGUUCGUCUGUCUGGUGGACAACGGCAGCGUAUCGCAAUUGCACGCAUGUUGCUACGGCGUCCUAAAAUUUUGCUUUUGGACGAAGCGACAAGUUCUCUUGACACUGAGAGUGAGGCGUUGGUACAGCAAGCACUAGACCGGCUUAUCGGAGAGGGAGGGCGUACUAUAGUUUUGGUGGCACACCGACUUUCAACUGUGCGGAAUGCUGAUAACAUUGCGGUAUUGGAUAAAGGCAGUCUUGUUGAACAGGGGACUCAUGAAGAACUUCUGUUGAAGAAAUCUGGUGUUUAUGAGAAGCUUGUUAGGAGGCAAUUGCAUAAAGUUAGCAAUCGUAUUAUGGAGGAUUCCGAGGAGCUCGACGCAGCUGCUGAUACUAUUGACGGUCUAAUUGAUGAGACUUCUGAUGAGAAACCUUAGAUUUGACAGCUGUCUGCGUGUCUAAACCCGAUAUACAUCUGGUUGUCAUCUUGUGCGAGGAUUUAGAGAGAAUUCUCUCUUGAGCACACAGCAGCUUUAAGUGCAGCAUUGCUAAAGCUCAUCUGCUAGGAUUCCUAUUUCAGAGCCUUAUGACGCUUAGUGUUGUGCCGGAUGGGGAAGAUGCAAAUUAUAUUGGCUUUUCCUUGAGCGUGCCUCCUGCCAAAUCUGCCCUCCUAUCCCAAUGCUGGGAUCGAAUUUUCAUCCUCUUCAGGGGCUUCCAGUGUACUAGCUGUCAAUUUUUACGGCACGUGUCAACGAAUUCAUUCUGUUGCGCCCAGUCACCUAUUAAAGGAUGUAAGUUAUCGGGUUUGGAAGAGCCCCAAGGCAGCUUUCUCAUCUGUAGAAGCAAUUUUGGACUUCAAAUGUCUAAGUGAGCUUUUUUGUAUCAACUCAUCUGGAAGUUGCCGCCAUAUUUAUUCAAUAAUCAGUCUGUCGAACCGUGGCAAGUUUCCAUCUUUGUUAAAUCCCA